Messenger RNA from Varroa destructor (honeybee mite), 8410 nucleotides. RefSeq lists its product as uncharacterized. Lineage: Eukaryota; Metazoa; Arthropoda; Arachnida; Mesostigmata; Varroidae. The record is from RefSeq and is a predicted model, not a curated record.
UCCAGUUAUGUGCCAUAGAGAUUAUGGAUAGACGCUAUAAGUUCGAAGUGUAGUUCUCGGCAUAAGCAAAAGACUCGAUUCGGGGCAGAGUGGCGUUCUAUGGGCCCCACUCACCCUAACAACCCCUCUAAUAAAGUAAAAAUGUCGCGCUGACUUAUCAGUUAUAUAGGGCCAGGCGGCUGGCAGUGGGUCGCGAUUGGUCCGACGAUUGCAGUGCGCUUAUAUAAGCCGUUUGCGUUUGGUGCGCUGUGAAGAACCGUGCACGACACUGACGAGCAGCCUGUUCUUUGACACAUCGCUCAGGUGCGCGUCGAAAAAGCAAUCUAAUACGGCUGCGCGAUGGACUCCCCGUCUCAUGUUGAUAUCGCUGACGUGGAUCAGCCACUUCAGACACCCGCCCCACCGCUCAUCGAGGACGACGAUGUUCCCCGCCUACCCGAAAAGAUGCCUCAUCAUGAUCUGACAGAACAUCAACACGAACAUGAUCCACUGGAAACACUUUCGGCGCAUAACGGAGUAACCACAAUUGGUUCAUUGGGUUCCCUUCAUAUUCCAACAUACGGAGACAUUGCAUCGACAAGCUCUGACCCGACGGGUGAAAUAACAACAGCAGACUUUCGUGAAAGAAUCUCCCUGCCGCCCGUAUCUGAGAACGAACUUGGAAACGGUUCCCCAUUAAUUACGCCGUUACAAAGUAAUAUACAAGAAAAGAAAGAGUUUCAUGUUGAGCGCACCGAAGAGUUCAAAGAAUCGCCCGUUGAAAUUGGCGAGGAAGUUCAAACGAAUUUAAAUGAUAAACCAGAACCUAAACCUAAAAUUGUGACCACUAGCGAAUUUUCUCAAGGAAUUAACGCGCGUCCAAACCUUGGUCAUGUGUCUUCAUGUGAGCUUCCGCUUUUUGAACAACAUGAACAGCAAGGAGGACAGCCUCCAGUGCAGGAUGACGUGCACCAACAACAACAACAACAACAGGAACAGGAAACUGGCCCUACGAGAAUUAUGGUCAGUAAGUAUAUAAUAGAUGAGUACGAAAUUUCACCACCCGAAAAGAAGGGCGCCACAUCCCCCCAUUCAGAACAUGAGCAGCCUCGAUCAUAUGAAUUGUCAUUUGACGCAAUGGAACCGAAAACCCCUGUGAGCAGCGAAGUCCAACUUCUAUUGAAGGAGACAAUAGACAUAAUUGAGAAACAGAGCCGACCUGUGGGCGUGACGAAAGGUAGAAGGCGCUCUACAGUACGUCAACCGAGUGAAGUUACGGAAAUUGAAAUCCCUGAAGCUGAACCUAUAGAUGAAAUGCCGUCGUCACCGGAACCCCCACAAGAACCAGAAACCCUAGUGGAUGACUUCGUAGAGCAAUUUACCAACGAAGAUAAGCGGAUUUUGUUUUCCGAGGAGGCCGAUGACAGCGUCCCAAUUAAAGAAGUAAUCAUUAAUGCGAAAAUGGAUGACGAAGUAAGUGAAGUGCUACAAACCUACAUGAAGUCACAAUUUGGAGAACUUCGAAAACGAACAGCAAUGCAUGUUAUGGCGGGCGAUGAGCGAAUUGCAUCAUAUCAGUCGGACAUUCGGAAAAUGUCCAUACCACUGCUGAGAUUGGCUCAGCAACUCGACGAGAAUCCGGAGGAUAUUGAAGAACUUAGACGAACAGCUGGAAACAUCCUCUGUCUUAUGUUAAUGCUCAAUGAACGGAUGCUCCAUGACCGACGAAGGGCCAUACUCAAUUUUUUCGAGCGACCUGAUGAUAUGGCCGAUGAACAUCGUCUGCCUCGUCGCAUGGGAGAAGGACUUUUUGGCAAGCGUUUCUGCUGGUUUAAUGGAAUGGGCUUUACCAAGCGUCGUCCUCGCCGUAAACCGGCACCUCGAGUAGUCUACCAGCCGGCCCUCGCUCCACUUUCAAAACCUAAAUCAUCUACGGCAGCCUCAGCGGCAACAAUAGCAAAUAGCAUCAAAAUUGGCGGCGCACCUCAACAGCUGUUUAAUGAAGAGUACGACGAAGAACUCGAUGACGAUGAGGAAGAAGCGAUCUCUGAUGAAGAUUGGAAGGUCUCUGAAGAGGAAGAAGCUGAUCCAGAGGAGGAGGAAGAGAUAGACAGCGAUCUAGAUUCGGAAGAACACGCCGACAUUACGGGUCGAAAGAAAGCAAAAGUCAGCAAUGGAACUAGCACUACUAAUGGUGGUAAGCAAUCAAUUGAUGAAAUUUGGAGUGAAUCAAUGCGCCUAAUGCAGUUAGCCGAUGCCGCAGUUGAAGGGGUUAAGGCAAAGAAAAGGAUGAGGAAGGAAAAAAAACUCAAAAAAGAAAAAUUGAAGAAGGUCAAAAAGGAGCGUAAGAAACGUGUACCAAAAGAGACAUGUGCGCCUCCAGCAAAACGGGGUCGAAAAAAAAAGAUCAAGGAUACCUUACCACCGCCUCCGCCCCCACCCCCGCAGCAACCAUUACAGCCUUACCCAAUUGGGCAGUUUGAAGACCCGAAACCCAAGAAGCGCCGUCGACGACGUAAGACCGACGACGAUGGAGAGGAAGCAGCGGUCGUCGCAUUUAAGCGACGAAAGAAAGAUGGGCCUACAAUUGAACGCAAAAUCGAUCCACAUUGCGAACACUGUGAUUUUGAGGCAGAUCGCCGACAUCUGAUCAUGCACGUUCGUAAAGAGCAUCCUGACAAGAUGAUUCAAUGUGAUCAGUGCAACAAAAAGUUUGCCUUCAAGGUAUCCUUGUGGAAUCAUGUGGUAAUCAUGCACGGCACAGCUAAGUUUAAAUGCGAUCAGUGUACAAGAUCAUUUCGAUCUGAGGAAAAGCUUCGUAUGCAUUCAUUUAUGCAUUCAGAAAAUAAGCCGUUUGCUUGUGAGAUCUGCGGCAAAGGUUGUCUUACCAAACGACAUCUCGAUGCCCACGUACUCAUCCAUGAGCAACGCCAGCAGUUGUACUGCCAGAUGUGUGACCGUCAUUUCGCCACUAAUCACAAUUAUCGUAACCAUAUGAAGCUGCAUACAGGACAGAAGGACUUCUUCUGCGAUAUAUGUAAUGCCGGCUUCCCGAUCAAAGCACGUCUAACGCAACAUAAGCGUUUACAUCACUCUGGCGAACAGUACGUUUGUGAUAUGUGUGGAAAGGCUUUCAAAGCGCGACAUAUUCUUAACGACCACAAAGCACUUAGACAUUCAAAUGAAAAGGCAUGGGUAUGUGAGAUUUGCGGUGCAGGCUUCAAGCUUAAGAGCGUUUUGGUUCGCCAUCUCAAAACACAUAGUGACGAGAGACCCUACCGUUGCGAUAUAUGCGACAAGGCAUUCAAGGAUCGAUCUACGCUUGGCGUACAUCGUAAGACGCACUCGACGGACCGGCCAUUUCUUUGCGAGCAGUGUGGUAUGUCUUUCAAGCGCAACGCCGAACGCAAAAAGCAUAAUUGCAUCGGACGUAUGGUACAUAUUCCCGAGGAUAGUUCACAGUCCCAUCACGGACAAAUGGGAGGGCCAAAUCAGACAGGGAAUUUGGCGGGGCUGCCCCACGCUCUGGAGUCUCACGUACCCAAUUCCCAUGUAGGAGUUGUCAGCCCUCACGUUAGUGUGGGUGGCGGAAGCCAUGCUUCGCACCACCUGGUAACAAGCCACCGAUCAGUUCCAUUAAGUAGCUUGAUGCACCCGCAUUCAGCGUCGCUUAUGUCGCCUGCUACUCCGGGAACGUCGCUUCAAGCUCAGCUUAUGCAGUUGCUUGAUGAAGGCCUACAUGCCGCUGGCACGACACACCAGAAUCAUCAACAGCAGCAGCAUCCUCAACAGGCAGGAAACUUCUCUUUCAAAAUUUCAGCUUUACGUUGUAAAUAUAUGGAUGCCUCAAAGGAUUCUGAAGGACCUGGGGAUAUUGCAUCUGAUGCUAGAGCGGUAUUUGAGGAAGCUACCGGAUCUUUAACAGAUCUUAACCCCAACGCUCUGUAUCAUGGUGUCGUCUUGCCGCCGGCAAACUUUGAAUCUGUGUAUGAUCAAAGAGACAACGAUGAGGUGCUCAGUGAUAUUCGACAGGUGAAAUCUGAACUCGAAAGCGGUGUACUUGCACAGACCAGUAUUCGAAGCCAUGAGGAUCCCGUUGUCCUCAGUUCAGAAUCUCAGCCUUCGUCCACGAGUGGCUACGACCCGGUGGCUCAGGUUGAAGUACAGAAUAUGUUGGUUCUUGUGGAACAUCAGCAGGCAUUGCACUCAACACAACAGCAACAGCCGCAGCAGCAUCAGCCCUCUGCGCAACUACAACCAGUGGCGGUAAGAGUACUGCAUCAAGAGGAACCUGACCUAGAUGAGAACCAAGAACAACGAGAAGAAAGUCAUCAGGUGAUUCAUUCCAUUCAACAAAUUAACCCGCUUCUAGAACGCGCGUCUCAGCAUUCAUCACGUCAAGUUCAUUCGCAGUCGCAGCUACCAACCGAUGUUCCGGAGUGUUCUCCGACCUCAAAUCAACUGGAGGACGCCAUACCACCAUUACAGAUGAUCCUUGAUCCGACAAUUAACCGUCAACAGCCACAAGGAGAACUUUUAUCAACUAGCCCUUUGCAGGAACGGCCGUCAUCCAUCAAGGGGCCAUCUCACAGAGCUAUGAAACCUGAAAAAAGCAGACCCAUCAGAGGCGAGAAGGGGCAGUCAGUUAUUGCGGAUGUGGUAAAUGGUACCGUAGGAAAUGAGGAACAUGUGUCACAGAGUCAACAAUUAGAAGGAAGUACAAGCGAAGACCUAAGCGGGCUCAGCCAAGUGGUUGUCAGAGAUAACCCAAGCGAGGUAGUAACAAUAAAAGUCGAGGAUCGCUUGCCUGGUGAGUCAUUCAUGGAGGUUGAAGUAGCUCCAUCGAAUGAGGUCGAAUCUGAAAGUUCAAUGAAAACUUUUUGUAGCAUUUACAUAAACGACGCCAGGCUACGGCAAGAGAUUGCCGCAGAAAGUGAAGUCGCCGAACCUUUAAAAGAUGUAAUUGUAACGAGUGAAAUUGAUGAUGAGUUAAAAGACCUCAUAAAACUAAGGUUAAAGACGUUUGAGAAUAUAAGAGAAGACGCCGCUACUCAGUUGCUUGCCAUAGAUGCUCUCCUCGCAGUUUAUCAGAAGCUACUGCGUAAGGUUUCCAUCCCGGUACUCGAAUUAGGCGAUCUGCUGGAGAAUUGUAAAGCAUACAGUCCGGAGCGCAUUAAGAAGAUUGUGGGGAGCAUUCUAUGCCAGCUUGUCAUGUUUAACGAACGCGUGAUUCGUGAUCGACGAGUCAAGGUACUAACAUACCUUGGUAAGUCUGCCAACCUCGCGGAUGGACAUCGCAUUCCUCAUCGUUCCGGGGAGGCCCUAUUUGGAAAGUUGUUCAUUGAGCAACACCAUCUCAUUGAGAUGAAGCGGAGUCGAAGAACGACGACGCGAACUGAUAAUAAUGCGUUGAGGACCGCAACGGUCAGUCGAGCAAAGCGGCGUCGAAAAAACCCUCAAGAGAGCAAAUCUGACGAUUGGGCUAAUCGUAUGCAGGCAGACGCGAUCAUCCAGGAAGUUGCUGUGGCAGACGGUAAACCUAGUAAUGAAGCAAUAGAGGAAAUUCUUGAGGAGAUCAAAUCAGCCAGGCGAUCUACAAAACGGCGACACCCCAAGGUGGUUCUGGAUGAUCAGGUAAUUAGCGACAAAGCUCCGAAGAAGGCCACGGAAUGUGUGUGGCGAGAGAAGAGCACAAAACAGAAGCCUGUGACGAACCGUGAAAUUGUGAAGCUAGAAAGCGAACAAGAAAAACGCAUUCCAUUUCAGGUAGAAGAAUUCCAGUCCGUUUUAGUUACCUCUGCUGCUAUGCUUCCCGAGUUCAACUCAACAAAUGGGACCGAUGCAAGCAAAACGAAAGAAAAUGGUCGCAGAGCACGAGUAGCUCGGAAAGCACAGGCCCAACCAGAAAUGAUCCCUCUUCAUCUGGUAGAUGGUAACAAUGAAGACAAUGGAGAGGAAGACGAGGAAAGCUACGACGAUGAUAGAGAUGCGGAUUUCCCCCAGCCGCCACCUAAUGACGAGGAAUUAGAAGAUGAGGCGAUUUCAAAUGAAGUAUCAACUCAAGUAGGAAACAAAGUUAGGAAAAAAUCCGGAGUUCCUUUCUUAGUUAAAGUUGAGCGUAAGCUAGAUAACAACUGCGACCACUGCGAAUACGUUGCGGAGAAACGGCGCCAACUCGUCCUGCACGUGAAGAAUGUUCAUGCGGACAAGAUGAUCGCUUGUGAUGCGUGCGACAAACGAUUCGCGUUCAAGAUCUCAUUGUGGAAUCACAAGAAUGCCAUGCAUUUGGGUGCCGAACAUAAGUGCCCACAUCCACAUUGCACACGCUCGUUCAAAGACGAAGAUAAACUCCGCACGCAUCUUUUUGUUCAUUCCGCUGAAAAACCGUUUACGUGCGAUAUCUGCGGUAGAGGCUGUCUAACAAAGGUUCACCUUGACUCUCACGUGAAAGUGCACGAACGCCGUGAUACGCAAUACUGUCAAACAUGCAAUCGCUAUUUUGGCUCUAAUCAUACUUUCCGAAAUCACAUGAAGCUGCAUGCAGGUAAAAAGGAAUGGUUCUGCGAUAUCUGCAACGCCGGCUUUCCUAUCAAACCUCGACUGGUGCUGCAUAAGAAGAUUGCCCACUCGGAUGAACAGUUCAUUUGUGACGAGUGUGGUAAGGGUUUUAAAAUGAAGCACAUCCUUAAUGAUCAUAAGGCGCUUAUACAUUCAACACGGAAAGCUUUUGUCUGCGAGGUGUGCGGCGUCGGCUUUAAGCUUCGGAGUGUUCUGAGACGUCAUAUGAAAACCCAUAGCGACGAACGUCCUCAUAAGUGCGAGCUAUGUGAUAAAGCGUUCAAAGUCAAGUCAACUCUCGUCGAGCAUCGAAAGACGCACACAAAUGAAAAACCAUUCCUUUGCGAACAAUGCGGGGUCGCCUUCAAGCGGAACGCCGAGCGACGUAAGCACAGCUGCAUGAGUGGUACCAAACAUGUCGUCAUGCAGGUCCCAUUGCCACACCUUCAGUCAACAACACUAAUAGCUUCAACAGCAGCAGAAACAGGACAUGCACAUGACUCAACUGGAGCACAGCUGGUGACUUGUUCAACAGGUUCAACACAGGUUCAACUGCCGCAGGUGUCCACCGGUCAUGCGGGUCCUACACAGUUGCAAGUAGCAGUAGUAACUAGUGGGGGUCAAGCUGCAGCCCAACAUUUAGUGGCACAUGUGCCUUUACAGCUGGGCGCUCAGAUGAUUCAAAUUAUGAGCCCUGGCACACUAGUUUCACCAGUGCCAGGUGUACAAACAGGCAGCGUCCAAUCAGGAGGUCAACUGAUGGUACAGCAAGUUGUUCAGCAACUGCAUGACGCCCAACAUAGUGGACAACCACAGAUGCCCACGGGCCAAGCAGCGGCUCCAGGUAGUGGAACGUCCGCAGCGACUCAUACACAAUUUGCAAAUUUCUCAGUUAGCUAAUUUUCACAUAUAUUAAAUCAAGAAGAAGGUUAUUAUUUAGAAGACAGGCUGUCAAAAUUUACUUAUUGCUCAUCUAGUGGCUUCGGGCAAUUUUUGCUGACUAUUCAUGCAGCGACGUUAAUCAGAUAUAACAGAUACUUUUGGUAAAUAAGAGGGGAGCCUCAUGUUGUCAGUUUGGGUAGGGUGUAAUUUCGAGAAAAACGAGUGGCUAACAUAUAUUAGCUAAUAUUCUUUUUCGCAGUAUUAAUAAAUUAAGUGAACCUAAUAUUAAUUAUCGGUUGUUUAAUUUUUCCUUUGUAUCAGUAGUGAUAAAUAAUUAUGCACUCAAUCAAUACUCUUCGUUACGAUUCAACUAGUAAAAAUUACAGAUGUGCAUAUGUUACUAUGAUAAUUACGCUACAGCUACAGAAUUUCAGCCUAAAAACCUUGGUUAGAAGGGAGAUUUUUACUUAACCUGAUGGCAGGACAAUUUUACCAGAGAGAUUACUAAAUUCAAAAAGAAAGCAGCAACAGUGCCGCAUUAUAGCAGACGCUGUAUGACUUAAAUUGUGCCUGGCCUACGGAUAGUCACCAACCAAUGACCGCUUUCAACAAGAAAAAGCUGAAACACAUUGAAAACUGUCAUGGCAUACCUUUGUUCUACACUUUGAAAGGGUUCAAAUGACUGAUAGUGUAAUAUGUAAAUAUUACAAAAAAAAAACAGAGCGAAUCUAAUACUAACUAUUGUUUUACCGGUAUGCCGAUUCUUCCUUGCUUAUCUUUUUUCUUUGUAAAAGGUAUCAAAGGCAACAAUGUUAUAAAUAACAAAGUUGUACUUGAGCAGAGCAAGGUUGGUUAUCUGUAGCGCAGGAUAUGGGACAUGUUGGCAUCGACAUUUCUUUGACACAAUUCUAUUAUUAUAUGGGUAAACAUACUGCCUUUAUAUAUAUAUAUAUAUAUAUAUAUAUAUAUAUAUAUAUAUAUAUACUCCCAA